Molecule: messenger RNA, 2403 nt
Organism: Eriocheir sinensis (Chinese mitten crab)
Lineage: Eukaryota; Metazoa; Arthropoda; Malacostraca; Decapoda; Varunidae
Product: myophilin-like
Exons: 4
Coding region: 464-1039 (191 amino acids)
Molecular function (GO): protein binding
Source: RefSeq, a predicted model, not a curated record
UGGCCACCCAACACGAGGAGUCAGCCACCUGUUGGACGCCGCUGUUUUGCUGUCGUCUCGUUAGUCCGUGUGUCUCGUCUCAGUGAGUCGGGGGUUCGGAACGCUGCAGGCUGGGAGUGAGCAGUGCGCGGCUGCACGUCAUCCAGUAAGCAGGUGCGGACAGGAAAAUUUGAGAAAGAGAAAACCGUCAGAUACACGUCCUCGGUGGUGCAUUUUUGUUGCUAUUGUUGCACUCAGGACCUUGACGGGUGUCUGUGGUCCGUCGCAGCUUAGCAACGCCCCUGCAGGCAGCCAACCACACCCACUGCAGUGUCUUAUCCUCACUUCUCUCCAGAAAGUUCCACCACCAACACGCGAGACAGUGUUUAGUGAUACCGUGUAGCUCUGCCCGCCCGGUCCCUCGACAGCCCGUCCUCACAUAGUACGAACUCGUCCCCUACCGGACCCUCUACAGCGUCUCACAAUGCCGCUCAUGGCGAUGCAAAACGUUGACCUGAACUGUGCAGGAGAACCUGAGACGCUUGAGCCCCACCACCGGGACGCCAUCAAGGAGAAUGAAAUCCUCAUCUGGAUCUACAACAUGAUCGACGAGGUGGCGAGAGUCGACUUCGAGUUCUUCCUCAAGGACGGCUGCAUCCUCUGCAAACUCAUGAACCGCAUCAAGCCCGGGUGCAUCCCCGAGGAGACCAUCACGUGGGAGGGCGCGCGCAGCAAGCAGACCAACAUCAAGAACUUCCUGCACGAGGCGGAGGCGUACGGCGUGCCCAAGGCCAAGCUGUUCCACGUCGAGGACCUCCUCCACCUCAGACACAUUCCCAGGGUCGCGCGAUGCAUCUGGGCCCUCGCUAAGCAGGUGGCCGAGGACCCCAACAUGGGCGCGGACUGUCCCAGGCUUGGUGACGAGCCGAGCUUCAUGCAGGAACAGAAGAAGAAGGUGGACGUGCCCGGACACAGGGACACCAAGGACGUGUUGGCGCAGCUCACCGCCGAGAAGAAGAAAGAGGAAAAGAAGUCGACGAAGCAUUCUCUGUACAAUUAAUGGCCGUGGGCAGGAGAAUGGAGACAGGAACAGACAGCGAAAACAUUGACGAGGAAAGUUUUCGAGGAAGUAUUUUCAACGGAGCCGUGGCUGUCCAUAGAGUAGGUGACCAAACAAAUAUGUCGUCUGCACCUGUAGUAGGUUGUCAGGUUGCCAGGUAUUCGUCACGCACAGGACGGGUUGAAGUUGUUAGUCCAGUAGUGUCUGCAGUAGUUGGUUCCCAAAUGUCUCCUUAGUCUCCUCUGGUUAACUGUGAUUCUCAAAGGGUUUCUUCGAUUUGAAUACGUAGCGGAGAGCAUGUGUCCUGCACUUCCUGCAUGUGAGAUAUUCUAAUUAUUGAUAGACUGUAGGAAAUAGGAACAUAAACUUCCUCAAAAUGAAGUUUUUGUAAUGAUCGGUUGGAGAACGUAGAUACUGCACAAAAUAAAGAUUUGUAGAGGAUAUGUUUUACAGAAUAGAUAGUAGAAGGCAAUUUUAUUUCAUGCCUUUAUGCUAGUCUGAGUUGUAAGUAACAUUAAGUCUUGGUGUUCGGGGCCUGGUGGGCAGCCCAGCACCACCGCCACGCAGCGCCGCAGCCUCGUGGAGUUCACUGAUUUUGAGCCCAGCGAUUAACGCUGACCAUUGAACGAGAAACGAAGGUUGGGCGUAAAUUAGGAAAAGUGGAGCAAAUAUUGGGUAUCUAAAUAGUAAAAACCAAGUAUGAGUAUCUACGUCAGGCGGUGCUGCCCGGGCCGGUGUGGGUGUGGCGCCAAGUCUCGUUCCCCUGAUUUGGUUUGUCCGGGCUUUGUUUACAUAUACAAAGAGUGGAUGAAUUUCGACUCGGUACCGUGUCUUUUGUCGACUGCUUGUCGGGAUCUGUCCCACCCAAGUUUAUGUAUAUUUUUUAUAAAAAUAAAUGAUGAUGUAUGUAUGUAUAUAACUAGGAUAUCAACAAUCACUCUUCUUCUUGUUCUUUUGGCCUGUUCCACUUUGCAUCGCUUUUUAGGUCCUCCUUGGUAUUUCUUCACACUUAGAUGCUUCUCUUAGUUACUCUGUGAUAGUAGAAGUUGGGUUCCGCGAUGCGCAGAUCAGGAUGGGACAAACCAAAUCAAGGGGACGAGACACCGCCACACCGGGCUUGGCUGCGUGUGGUGGGCGUGCUGCUGCCCUCACCACCUCAGGGCCUCGGUCACGAAGUCACGUGUUGCGUCAUCGUCAUCGUCAGCAGGAAGCUGACGGAAAAGCGCCGCCAACACGUAAUCAAUCCCUAGGUUUAUUAGUUGUUAAUACAUGGGGUUUGUUCCUUGAAAUCAACUUUAAUUUUCCUUUUCGAAACAUAAAAGGCUUUCUUUUUUGUGAGAAUACAAUAAAGCCUUUUCAUUAGA